Messenger RNA from Sporothrix brasiliensis 5110, 3057 nucleotides. RefSeq names its product dual-specificity tyrosine-(Y)-phosphorylation regulated kinase. Gene Ontology annotation, biological process: peptidyl-serine phosphorylation; peptidyl-threonine phosphorylation. The record is from RefSeq and is a predicted model, not a curated record. Gene Ontology annotation, molecular function: ATP binding; protein serine/threonine kinase activity; protein tyrosine kinase activity. Lineage: Eukaryota; Fungi; Ascomycota; Sordariomycetes; Ophiostomatales; Ophiostomataceae. Gene Ontology annotation, cellular component: cytoplasm; nucleus. The coding region runs from base 1 to 3057 and encodes 1018 amino acids. The transcript has 4 exons.
AUGGACCAAUGGCCUGCAUACUCCGAGCCGUCCGGCAAUGGCUCACGGCAGUAUAAUGGUAGCAACCAUGUUGGGCGGGAAUACAGUAGUGGCGGUCCGUCGCAGCAACAGCAGCAGCCGCCACCGCAGCAACAGCAGCAGCGCGCCCCGCCUUCAUCGCAGCAGUACUCGGGAGGCGGCGGUGCCGGUCUGACCGCGCAGAACCUGCCAGGCUCGCCCAUGAUCACGAGCCCGCAAGCCAUCCGCGACAACAAUGGCGACAUCCCAAUGCACGACGCCGCCGCCGCCGCAGCCGCCGCCGCCGCGUCUGGUGGGAACCACGAUCCCUACGCUGGCGUCAAGUAUCCCAUCCGCCCCCACCAUCAUCAUAGCCUGUCCAGCAGCGGCCCUCUGGGCGGUGGCCGCUCGUCGGGCCUGCACUCGCCUCACGAGCUUUCCCAGGCGGCCCAGCGCUACUCGCCCAUGGAGGCGCUCUCGCCCACCUCUCCGUACACCCCCUACGCCCCGAAAUCCGGACAGACCUCGUCUUCGGCCGCCCAAUACACUCCGGCUGGCCAGCAACAGACGCAGCGUCAGUCACCCGCUCGGCCGCAGGACGGCUAUGCACCCCAGAGCAGCCCAUAUCACCCUCAGAGCCCGUACUACGGUGGCGGCAGUCGCCAGCCAUCCCAGGGCCCAUCCCAGCAGCAGCAGCCACCACCAUUGCUGAACUUGAUACCCGUCGGCAGCGACCUCUACUCGCCGGCGUCGAGCGCUCUCUCGCCCAUGGACAGCACGUACGGCGACCAUAAAUCGCCUCGGCGGCCACAGUUGCCCGCCAUGACGCUGGCCAACAGCAGCGGUGGCAGCAGUCAUUCUGGCGCCAAGCCGCCUUCAAGCGUCGUUCCCGAGUUUAAGAAGCUCCGGGCCGUCAACGAACUGCGGCCCACUGUCAAUACCCAGCCGCCGUUCCGGCGAGCGAACCCUGAGGGCGGAUUCAUCAGCCCCCUGCAAGCUCUCACUGUCCAUUUGCCGGCGACCUACCGGAUUUGCAACCCCCAUUUCAAAUACGAGUCGUCGCGCAAUCCACGGCGAGUGCUCACCAAGCCCAGCAAGGGUCUCAAGAACGACGGCUUCGACAACGAGGACAGCGACUACAUCCUCUACGUGAACGACAUUCUCGGUUCCGAAGAAGCGGGACACAAGAACCGCUACCUCAUUCUCGAUGUUCUUGGCCAAGGUACUUUCGGCCAGGUGGUCAAGUGCCAGAAUCUCAAAACACAAGAAGUCGUUGCCGUUAAGGUCAUCAAGAACAAGACGGCCUACUUCAACCAGAGUAUGAUGGAGGUGUCUGUCCUGGAUUUGCUCAACACGAAGCUCGACAAAAACGACGACCACCAUCUCCUCCGCCUGAAAGACACAUUCAUCCACCGGCAGCAUCUUUGUCUCGUGUUUGAGCUCCUGAGCGUCAACCUGUACGAGCUGAUCAAGCAGAACCAGUUCCGCGGUCUCAGCACAACGCUCGUGCGCGUCUUCGCGCAGCAGCUCCUUAACGGCCUUGCCCUGCUCAACAAGGCUCGCCUCAUCCAUUGCGAUCUGAAGCCGGAGAAUAUUUUGCUUAAGAACCUCGAAAGUCCCAUCAUCAAGAUCAUCGAUUUCGGCUCCGCCUGCGACGAACGCCAGACGGUUUACACGUAUAUCCAGUCGCGCUUCUACCGCUCACCCGAGGUCCUGCUGGGCCUACCAUACUCCUCAGCUAUUGACAUGUGGUCGCUCGGCUGUAUCGUCGUCGAGCUGUUCCUCGGUCUGCCCCUGUUCCCGGGCUCGUCUGAGUACAACCAGGUUAUGCGCAUUGUCGAGAUGCUUGGCAACCCGCCAAACUGGAUGAUCGAGAUGGGCAAGCAGGCCGGCGAGUUUUUCGAGCGGCGCGCCGACGAGUUUGGCCGUCGCACCUAUCAGCUCAAGUCGAUGGAGCAAUACUCACGGGAGCAUGGCACCAAAGAGCAACCUAGCAAGCGCUACUUCCAAGCCACGACGCUUCCCGAGAUCAUCAAGACGUACCCUAUGCCACGGAAGAACAUGAAGCAGAGCGAGAUCGACAGAGAAAUGAACAACCGCGUUGCGUUCAUUGACUUUGUCCGGGGCCUCCUGACGAUCAACCCUCUGGAGCGAUGGUCGCCACAGCAAGCGAAGCUACAUCCCUUCAUUACACAGCAGAAAUUCACCGGCCCCUUCGUCCCGCCCAUGAACCUGAAGUCGAGCUCCCUGAACCGGUCACCGGCUCCCGGCACACAACAGCAGCAGCAAGCCGAGGCCAUCAGCAAGCAGCGGGCCCAGGCUGCGCAGGCACAGGCAAACACCGCUGCCCAGAACGCCUACGCGAUGAGCGCCAACUCAUACCAGCAACAACAACAACAGCAGCAACAACCGCCGGCGCCCCAGGUCCAACAUGGCCAGCCCGGCCUCCCUCUCUACAACACCGGCAACAUGUACGCACCCAGCAACAGCCACGUCCAAGCACAACCCCAGCCGCCGCCAUACGCCGGGGCACCCCAGAACCCGUACGCCGGCAUGGGCAUGGUACAACAAGGCCCGCCACAAAUAGCCUCGGCCGGCGGCUACGGGUCGUCCAUGGGAGGCGCACCUCAGAACCCGUACCAGCAGCAGCAGCAGCAGCAGCCAAACGCUGCGGGGGCACGCUCUAGGCAGCGCGCGUCGACAAUGGAGCAGCAGAUGAGCGGCAUUCCGGCGGCGAUCCAGCGAGUUGCCAGCCACCUUGACCCGACGCAGCCCAUUCGCCUGCAGCCGAGCCCGGCCUACUACCCGCCGCCAUCAGACGGCAUGGGUUUGGACCAGUCCGGCCGGCCGGUCCGCCGCGGCAGCCGUACCACGCAGAUGGGACCUGGUCCGAGCGGCAUGGGCGCCGGCGGUGAGGUGGGUGCCGGUGGCAUGGCCGGUGGAGGUAUGAGCGGCAGUGGCAACUCAGGCCGUGGCGGCAGCAACCGCGACUUUAUUCGCAACCUAGAGGAGCGGACUCUGGAGGAAGGCUUUAUGGGCGGCAACGGUACUUGGCACUAA